Tachysurus fulvidraco (yellow catfish) is the source of this 5242-nucleotide messenger RNA. It is a transcript of the gene rbm12bb, whose product is annotated as RNA binding motif protein 12Bb. The transcript has 5 exons. Lineage: Eukaryota; Metazoa; Chordata; Actinopteri; Siluriformes; Bagridae. Gene Ontology annotation, biological process: regulation of RNA splicing. The record is from RefSeq and is a predicted model, not a curated record. Gene Ontology annotation, molecular function: RNA binding. Bases 821 to 2830 code for a protein of 669 amino acids. Gene Ontology annotation, cellular component: nucleoplasm; ribonucleoprotein complex.
UGUGUGUGUGUGUGUGUGUGUGUGUGUGUGUACGUGUGUACGUAAUUCCUUGGAAAAAUCCCAUCUAGGGUGUAUUCCUGCCUCGUAGCCAAUAUUCCUGGGAUAGGCCCUGGAUUCACCUGAACACUGACCAGGAUAAAGUGGUCACUGAAGAUAGAUGAGUGACUCAAUGAACGAAAGUCUUUCUUUCAUUUACUGAAAAACUGGUUGACGUGUGCCAAUCCCUGUGUGUACCUCAUAAGGACAUAUCCGAUUUGAGUUCUUGGAUGUUAAGGAAUGUUUGCACCAGAUAAUGUCUCAGGCCUUGGGAUAACAUGCUUAUUUGAAAUGGUUUGUGAAAAUUGGGAUUAAGGUGUUUUGAACUCAAAGGUAAGUGAUGUGUUGAAAAUUGCAUUGGGAAAAAAAUUGGUAUUGAGAUGGUAGAUGGUAUUCUUCAAAGGGGAGUUGAGUGACGAAGUACUUUGAAGAAGAGUAUGUGAUCUUGGAAGACAUGUCAGACAUGGAACUGAAUUCAUUUUUGUUGUAGCAGUAGACACUAUUGUGGUGUGAAAUGUUAUUCGAGUGGAUUUUACAAAAGGAUCUGAUUAGUGUGUUUGUAAUCUAUCAAAUCUGAGGGUUAUUUUUUUUUUCGCAUUGAGAGAGCUGGGGAAAUUGUAAGGAAUGAAUGUUGGAUUGCUCAGGAUGCACGUUUAAGUUUUUCUUCUUGAGAACCGGAGUCGUGUUAUGGUGGCGGAUAAGACAAGGGAUUAAGUAAGCUUGUUACCCAAAGCAAGAAAUAAGUAACAUGCAGUUGGAGUCAUAAUUUAUUCUGUGUGCACGUAUGAUAAUCGCUCUUUGGUCCACAAUUAGGCUUUGGUUUUUGGAAUUAUGGAAGACCUUGAAUACUGUGUCAUGGUGGACCAUGGCCAAGAUGGAGAUAACAGUAUCAUGUGUACUUUUGUCUGCAGGUGCUGUUGUGUGUGCCAUCAUGGCGGUGGUCAUCCGCUUACGGGGACUUAGAAUCACAGCUGGUUCUGACGACAUUCGCAAUUUCUUCACUGGCCUUAGAAUACCCAAUGGUGGGGUUCAUAUAAUUGGUGGAGAACUUGAGGAAGCGUUCAUAAUUUUUGCAUCCGACGAAGAUGCGAGACGAGCGAUGACUCGCUCAGGAGGAUGCAUUAAGGGCUCUCCAGUCACCUUGCUUUUGAGUAGCAGGUCAGAGAUGCAGAAGGUUCUUGAGGAUAGCACGAGGCAAUCCGAAGCAAAUAAUAGAAGGAAUUACAAGGAGGUUGUCAAAAGACCAGCUGAAGGAAGAUCGUCACUGCAUGAAGACGUGAACAUAGAUAUGCGAAGAGGAGAAAAUCAAAACCUGGGAAACAGACCACCUCUAGCUUCUCCUAAUGAUCCUCGAAGUCUGAAGAGAGAUGGAGACAGCCUCUAUUUGUACUUGUCUGGAAUGCCAUUCUCAGCAACGAAGGAGGACCUCCGUGUCUUUUUUGACGGUAUACAAUUCGAUGACCUAAUCUUUAUGCGAAACAGGUAUGGAAUGUUUAAUGGAUGUGGUUUGGUCAAAUUUACAACCAGAGAGGAUGCCAGUGAAGGUCUGAAAAGGGAUCGAAAAUUCAUUGGGCCACGUUACAUCAGAGUAAUGCCAGCCUCAGAACAUCAGUGGAUCAGAUCUGGGGGCUCGGUUGUAUCUGUUGGUGCAAGUCGGGGAUCUCGAACAAGAUCUCGCUCUCCAGUUCGCCAUCGUUCACAUUCUCCUUCCAAUGAAGAGUUUGGGGUGUUGUAUGAAAACCUCCCAUAUUCAGUUGGAAAACGGGAUAUAAAAGCCUUACUCCAUCCUCUGUCAUUGACCGAUGACCAGAUCAGUAUUUUUGUUGAUAGAAAUAAUAAUAGGAGCAAAUUGGCUAUUGUGGUGUUCAAGAAUCUAAAAGACUAUUGUUCUGGCCUGGCUCACCACAAGGAAACCUUUCUGCACAGUGUUGUUUAUGUGUCUCCCAUCUCUAAAGAAAAGAUUGCCGCUAUGCUAGAAUCUACUGAUAACCCAAGAGAAGAACAGCGCAGAUCCAGCAGAUCAUCUGAACCAGCACAGAGUGUUUAUGACUCUGAGAAAAGGUGCAUAUAUGUUCGCAACUUGCCUUUCGAUGUCCGGAAAGUAGAGAUCAUGGACUUCUUUCAUGGAUUUCAGCUUUCGGACGACAGGCUUAUCCUGCUCCAUGAUGACAGAGGAACUGGGCUUGGUGAGGCUUUAAUCAUUUUUCAGACCGAAAAGGAGGCACUUAUGGCACAGUCUUUAAACGGGCAACGAUUUCUUGGAUCAGAGGUCAUGCUGAAGUGCAUCACCUGGGCUCAGAUGCAAGAAUUUGGUAUUGACAGCAGCCGCAUGCCUGAGAGGAACUUUCAAAGAGAGACGCCAAGAUACGACAGCGAGCCAAAUUUCCUUAAUGACCGAAUGCAUCAAGAAAAUUGUGACAUUAUGCCUGAUCCUAACUAUGGUCUUGGAAAGAGUAGUGUUCCAUUGGAGCAUUUUGAAAACCCGGCCACUUACGGAGGGGAGGCAUGUGGUCCAGACAAUCAUCAGUAUGGACCACCAAAACAACAAUUUAAUCAGCCGACGUGCGUCAGGUUGCACAACCUACCCUCUAAGAUAAGGGUUGAUGAAAUUUAUGACUUCUGUUAUGGGUACAGAGUAAUUCCAGGGUCGGUCUUGUUGCAGUAUACUAGGAGUGGAGCACCUACAGGCACUGCAACUGUUGUGUUUGAAAACCACAGUGAGGCUCUCACUGCUGUCCAGGAAUUAAAUGGAAGACCCAUUGGUACAAGGAAAAUUAACAUUAUGCUAGUGUAGAAUGAGACAUUGGGCAUUUCAUAAGUAAGCUGUUUAUAAUGAUUAGUCCCUUUUUUUUUCUUUUUUUUUUAUUAAUUUGCUAAAUAUUAAACUUUUUCUUGCCUCUAGGUAGUAAUACAACAAAGAUUACAUGAAUUAAAUGAACUUUUAUUCUUUUAGAAACUUAAGUUAUGCUAUGAUUUAUAACCUUUUUUUUCUUUCCAGAAUCGUUUGUUCAUUUGUUCAUAAAUGAAUGUGUAGUGAUGUUGAUUUAUGAACCACUCUAUUUUUCAUUUAAGGUGGAUGCCUACUUUUUAUGACAUGCACCUAAUACAUGUAUACUGUAUAGUUAUUUAAAAUCAUAUAACAGCAUUUUCUGGUGUUCAUUAUGUACAAAAUGGUCCAAGACAUCAGUGUGAAAUAACAGUAAAAAAACAAAACAAACUAAUUUUGGAUAAAUAAUAUGCAAAGUUCAAUGAAAAACAAAAUAGAAACAUUACAAUGUUCUUCUCAAUGUUGGUUGAAAUUUGUCGAUGCUACUGAUCAAGGCGUAAACUGUCUAUGCCCAUAAAAAGAGGACCAGCCUGCUAUUCUGCUCAAACAGGGAUAAUCUGGAUUCACCACUGUCUCAAAUUUAGUCUCAUUGGCCACUAUAAUAGGAACACUUGUAUCCCUGCUCAUUCAUGAUCAAUACAGGUUCUCAGUUUAAAGUGAUUGGUUAGUGUAGAGCAGCGGCGCCCAAUCUUAUCCACAAAGGGCCGGUGUGGGUGCAGGUUUUCAUUCCAACCAAGCAGAAGCCACCCCUGAUUCCACCUGUUUAAUCAGUUGUUCUUGGCUUUUAGUAGACUCUGGUGUGGCUUCUGCUCGGUUGGAAUGAAAACCUGCACCCACACCGGCCCUUUCCCGAUAGGUUUGGACACUGCUGGUGUAGAGGGACAGAUUAUUAUAUGUUAGCUUUAGUUAGCAUUUCUAUUCAUUGUCACACAGGAGAAAAGGACAUUCAUGAUUUCCAGCCUGGAUGAGGUUAAAGCAGACCCACAGCUGCCUUCUCCUGAUCUUAUCCCUAGAGUACAUGAAGAUGCCAUGACCCUUUGCCUGUACAUGACCAGCAACUUCAUCUCUCAUGUCCACAGAAAAGACAGCCACUUUUUUUUUUUUUUUAAACUUUUUUGUUGUUUCCUUGUUAAUAUUUUGGUUAAUAUGUAUUAAUGUGAGCCAAAAAAUUAAGUAUUUGACAUAUAAUGUACAUGUGGUGCACUGAUUUUUAAAAAUUUUUUAUUAUAAGCUUUAUUAUGAUUAAUACAAACCCACUUGUGUUUCUUUUUACUGAAAUAAAAAAGUACAAUGGAAUUAAUUUCAUAUUACUGCAACUCAGUAUUAAAGCACACCAAGUGUUAUAAUAAAGCAAAUAAAUCGGCUGGAUAAAAUUGUGAAUUCUGGUGUUCUGGUCUGGAUAUGUUAUGUCUUAAUACGUUUCCAGACAUUGUUCCUUAUCUAGGGCUUGUUUUGAUGAAUUAAAAGUUAAACAUCAUUUAGAGUUUCUGUUGUUUACAAAUGAAUGGGUGACUAGUAAGAUGGGUAACUGGAGAUGUGAAGGAAACAAGUGUGAUAACACGGGUACCUUUCUCUUUUUUUUUAUAGCCUGGUUUCAUUUAUUUAUUUAAACCCCAGCUGUAGUGUGUUCUGUAUAAGACCAUGCCAGGUAAAUGAGAUGGCUAUCUGACUAGGAUACUCAUCAAAAUGGCGGCUCAUGCACAGGACGGCAUUCACUAAAUUCCGGGGUUUCGUUACCACGACGUAAAACGGGCGUUUCUGGAGAUCUUGGAAAAACGCCCUCUUUCAAAAAGAAAGAAAAAGAAAAGGUCACCGAUCAUGCGCAGAGUGAUGCAUAACGAAAGAGAAAUAAAAGCAACGCUACGAUGGAUAAUGAAGGCCAAAACAGUCAUACAGACUGGCUCCCAACACAUUUCAAAAUAUGUUCAUUUUCGGAAGAGUACAUCACAGGAAUAGUUUCUUCAGAAGAAGAACUGAAACAUCUACUGGAAAGUCACAAGCGUGCAUCAGGCACAUCUUACACAGUUUGGUCUGAUGACAGUCACAAAAAACAGAAAGUGACACCACGAUGGCUAUGGAAAGUAGAAGACUAUUCAGAACAUGUCCCACUCUCUGUGAAAAGAAGGGGGAUAUAUGCUUGUCAGCACGGAAAGAACUACAAGAAGACAACCACAACAGAUGAUCUGGUGUGUAUCGCUACACAUUUGUUCACCACACUGGUUAUGAAUUUCAUGCAGAGGCAUACUGAACAUGAAUACACAAGAAGAAAAAUGCUCCAUAUUCAAAACAGCAAGAAAGUGGAUUGCCCAGCAAAACUUUAUGUGCGGUAUAUAGAAAGAUAUGAUCAGUUUGCUGUGGCUAAAACAAGUUCUAGAACCA